Molecule: messenger RNA, 4854 nt
Organism: Cladophialophora carrionii CBS 160.54
Lineage: Eukaryota; Fungi; Ascomycota; Eurotiomycetes; Chaetothyriales; Herpotrichiellaceae
Exons: 3
Coding region: 1-4854 (1617 amino acids)
Biological process (GO): protein phosphorylation
Molecular function (GO): protein kinase activity; ATP binding
Source: RefSeq, a predicted model, not a curated record
AUGGACAACCAGCGACAACAGUAUAUCCCGGGCCCUCCGCCUCCACCAGGCCAGGGGACUAUGGGACAUCUACCACCGCCUCCUCCUCGACCAUAUCCAGGGUCGAAUUUGCCACCUCCUCCCCCAGGGCCGCAUCCCUCCUCGAUGCCAUUAGGGACAGUGUUUGGACUUCCAGGAGCAGGGUGGCAGCAACCAUGGGGAAGAUCCGGCAUGGGCCAGAAUAUACCUCCACCGCCACCCUUCAAUCACAACCAGUCCCAGGGACAACACAUACCUUAUGGUAUGCGCCAGUUGAACAUCCCUCCGCCGCCGCCGCAGAAUGACAAACCCAUCCUUUCCGCUACCUUUAUCCCGACAGGAGAUUCAUUCGGUCCCGGAGUUGGUAUUCCGCCCCUCGACGACUAUGCGUCGUAUUCCAGAUACGACGCCCAGUUUACGUCUGAACCAUCACUAUCUCAUGCAGAUCAGAAAUAUUCGGACGGCACAUCUACCUCGCACAGCUACUCCUAUCCCAACCCCACUCAACCCAAUCCGGAUAUUGCGAACAGAGAGAGCCGUGCGGCUUCAGCUUCCUCAAACAAGCCAUCCUUCACUCUUCCGCUUCGCGACCAACACGAGCCGAUCUCCCCAGGACCUCCAACCGCAACCUUGAUCAACCCCCAGACGGUCACCGAUGGUCGACAGCGCGCCCAUAGUGCAGCCGUGACGGGCAGCAACUCGAGCGAGUUUUCGUCACAGUGGCCCCUAGACCGGGUGCUCAUCUGGCUGGCAGCAAAUGGCUUCUCGAAUGAUUGGCAGGAAACUUUUAGGGUCUUGAAACUGCAAGGCUCCGAUUUUCUUGAUCUCGGCCGUGGUCCGAAUGGGCGUGGUAAUCUUGGUAUGAUGCACCAAACAAUUUACCCGCAGCUUGCCAAGGUGUGCUCCAACAGCAAUACCGGCUGGGAUCAGGGCCGCGAAAGGGAAGAAGGCAAGAGGUUGCGUAAGCUCAUCUCGCGGCUGGUGGAACAGGGAGGUGAAGGGCCGGCCAGUGCAGGGAUCGGGCACAGACGACGUGAGUCCGGCAUGAUUCCAAGCGCAGGCACGAUUGCGAGCGCAGGAACCGAGAGCACCUUGGAGAAUUCGCCCCAUCUUCCUCGAUCCGAGUUUGGUAGCACGCCUGGUACCGCCGGUCCAGAAGGAAGCCCGGGAAAGCAGAUGCCUCCCCAGUUUCCGGUCGGACUGGGACAUCGCACCUCGCAGCCUCGGAGCAGCACGAUGCCGGUUCUGAGCAAACACAGCAGUGCAUCUUCGACUCCGAGCGAUUCCAAACCCCCCGAGAAUUUUGCAGCAACAGGUCGUGCGGACUAUACCAGAGGCACUCUAAACAAUUUGAACAGCCGCGGCCGACACAGCCCUAAUCCCUCUGGUGACGGCUCCAUUGGCUUGUUGCCGAAGCCGUUUGAAGCAUCCCCGAAUGCCAGCCCCGGCCUUGGUAGCGCAGUCCCGGUUUCAGCCACCAGCACUUCUUCUCAGUCGCAGCGCCCAGACCACAGCAAGAACAACAGCACAGACUCUAUGCUGUAUGCCAGCGGUCAAACCCGCUCGAACACGGCUGUUGAGUCUGCGCGUUUUUAUGCAGAUAGGCGGGAUGCACAAGAGGUAACGAGACCGUCACCUUUGGAAGCUCAUCGUACCUGGAGCAACGAUUACACCCCGGGUCCUGGAGGAAAAGAUCACAGCAAGGGCUUCCUCAGUAAGUUCAUGAGGAAGAGGCAUGAGCAUAGCCAACCGCCCCCUGAUGAUCAUCCAUUAGAAUCACCAACAAGUCCAGGACCGUGGAAGAUACUCUCGAAGCCUAGCGCAAAUGGCAGCGAUUUGGCUUUGUUGCAGCGUCCUCCUUCUACGGUGAGCGAAGAUGAACGCGUUCCAGUGACAGCCCGUCGUGGCGCUCGCGUGGCAAGAAGAUACAUCUUCGUUACUCCGGAUUUCUGGAACUAUCGGCUCGUGGAUGUCACCGAUGUGGAAACCGCAAUUGCCUUGCGUAGCCUCAUCUGCAUUGAACUUGGAAUCCCAGACGCAGAAUAUGCGCAGAUCUUCCUCACCGAGCCGGGGCAGAGCGACCACGAAAACGCGCUUUCCGACAACGCUCUCGUCGCCGUGCGCAGUCGCACAGAUCCUCUGGGCAGCGUGAAGCUGUAUGUCAGGAGCCCCACACUAUCAGCAGUGCAUGGUUCCCCCUCUCAAUCAAUGGGCCUUGGCGUGUCAUUUGGCCACAAAGUCCCGGUUGAGCGUGGCACGCCUAUGGUGAAGUCCAAUUCCUCGGGCGGCGUGAGUCGCAAUGGCUAUACCUCUCCAGGCGCGGCGGAUGCCCUGUCGAAUGAUCCGCUGCUCGUGCAGAAGCAGGCUGAAGAGUACAGGAGAAAAACAGAAGCCCAACAAAGAGCUUACCUGGAAUCUCGUCGAGCUCAAAAGGAACAGAGCGCCACAUACAGUGGUAACAGUAUCCGAGGGAAUACCGUCAUUGAUUUCGACACCCCACGGCAUUCGCCUUUUGAGGAAAAGAAGGUCGAGAACCUCGUCCCGGUGCGACGUCCUCCGACAGCUCCUGCAGAAUCUACCACACUGACCAAGGUCAACUCUCUGCGGGCGAGAGGAUCUGGAAGCAGGUCUUCGCUUGAUGCGUUGAAACGAAUCUCGGAUCCCAUUGCCGAAGAAGACGGCAAACUUAGUAAGAAGAAAUCCGCUACUUUCGCACCUGCUCCAGCAAGCGGCAUUGGAGCAGCGUUGGCCAAUAUGGGCAAAAUGAGUGUUGCCCCGGCCACUUUGGCUAGCCAGGGAUUGUCACAAGACAGAAGUCGUGUCGACUUUGGCCGUAACACUUCAGGGUUUGGCGAUCUAAGUCGAGAUAAUCGACCGCAGAACGCUGCCGUGGAGAAUGCUCGACGAUUCAGACAGUCUCCACCUGUUAGUCCUUCGACCAAGUCGCCGCCGCGUCCAUUUCUCCAGACCAGAAAGUCGUAUGGCCCUGAUCUCGAGUUCAAGGAGACCAACGUGUCUUUCGCACCUUCGCCCCACCCUACUAAGGAUGAUGAUUCGGACGACGAUUCGGACGAUGGUCUUUUUGCGAUCCCGCUGGCCAACAAGUCAAUGUCGAGCGCCGGCACCGCGACGCCACCUCGCAUUAAAGACCAGCGACCAACGUUGACUGUAGAUACGGACCAGAAUACGGCCAAGAAUGUACGGUUUAAGUCGCCAAAUUCAUCUAGCGGCAUGCGUCCUACUGGCGACGAGAGCGCAACGGCUAGCGGAGAAGGAUAUGACCGCAGCUAUUCCGACGGCAGUUUCAGUGGGUCGGCACAGUCUCCGGACGAUCGAAUGAGCAGACGCGACUCGUUCAUUAGCGACAUCUGGGCCAAUCGUCCCGCAGUAGAAAACGUGGUCGACCAUCUCGAUGAGUUCUUCCCCGGCGUCGAUCUUGACAAGCCGUACCUUGAGGAAAAAGGCGACAACAACUCUCCUAUGAGGUCGUCUGACCAGGAUCCGCUCGAUGCGCUUGAACCUCGUUCCAAGGGAGUCACUUUUGGUACGGCUGGCUUGGAUCUCGACUUCAGCCGCAAGAAUGACUCGGAUACACUGGGCUCCGAUGAGUCGACGCUGAAGGCCAAGGACCGCAGCAAGGUCGCCAGUGUCGCUCAGCGGCAAGUAGGCAAAUCGACGGGUGGUCUGAGCAGGAUGAAGUCGAUUCGUGAAGUUGCGCAGAAACGAAACGACGUGAGCAUCAAGAGAGGGCCCUCUGUCGCAGCGCGAGUGCAAGAGAACAACGCAAGCGGCAUCAUUCGACGGAAGUCAACCAAGAUGUUCGGCGCCCAUAUUGUCCAGAUCAGGCCAAAACCAGGGAAUCGUCUAUCAACUCUCGACCCGAUACCACAAGAAGAAGUCCCCACGGACGAUACGCCAAAGCGGCAGGCGACGUUCAAGAUCAUCCGUGGUCAGCUUAUUGGGAAAGGCACGUAUGGACGCGUAUACCUCGGGAUGAAUGCGACGACGGGUGAGUUCUUGGCUGUCAAGCAAGUCGAAGUCAAUCAAAAAGCUGCCGGCCAGGACAAGGAUCGAAUCAAGGAAAUGGUGGCGGCUUUGGAUCAAGAGAUCGACACCAUGCAGCAUUUGGAACAUCCCAACAUCGUACAAUAUCUGGGCUGCGAGCGUAAGGAAUUCUCGAUCAGCAUCUAUCUCGAAUAUAUUCCCGGUGGCUCUAUCGGCAGUUGUCUUCGCAAACAUGGAAAGUUCGAGGAGGCCGUGGUUCGCUCGCUUACAAGGCAGACACUGGAGGGGCUGGCGUAUCUCCACCAAGAAGGCAUCCUUCAUCGAGACUUGAAGGCCGACAAUAUCCUCCUCGAUCUGGAUGGCACUUGCAAGAUCUCCGAUUUUGGCAUCUCCAAGAAAUCCGACAACAUCUACGGCAAUGAUGUCACGAACAGCAUGCAGGGCUCGGUGUUCUGGAUGGCUCCCGAGGUAGUGCGCUCGCAAGGUCAAGGGUACAGUGCCAAAGUCGACAUAUGGUCACUUGGGUGUGUCGUGCUGGAGAUGUUUGCCGGGAAACGGCCAUGGAGCCGUGAAGAAGCCAUUGGUGCCAUCUUCAAGCUUGGAAGUCUCAGCCAAGCACCGCCGAUUCCCGAAGAGGUACAGUCGACAGCGACGGUGGAUGGAUUGAAUUUCAUGUACGACUGUUUCCAAGUCAACGCGACCGACCGACCAACUGCCGAAACGCUUCUACGCCACUCUACCUUCUGCAUUCCAGACCCAUAUUACAACUUCUACGACACCACACUGGCGGCAAAGUUAAGAAAUGUCGAGAACGCCGGACUUGGUGGCUGA